This is a messenger RNA of Lemur catta (Ring-tailed lemur), 805 nucleotides long. RefSeq names its product SCAN domain containing 1 (gene SCAND1). The transcript is spliced from 2 exons. Lineage: Eukaryota; Metazoa; Chordata; Mammalia; Primates; Lemuridae. Bases 155 to 694 code for a protein of 179 amino acids. The record is from RefSeq and is a predicted model, not a curated record.
GCUCAUACUCGGCUUCCGGGUCCUCGCGCGCAGACCUGAUCAUAGAGAAGCCAGAGGAGACUUCCGCUUCCGAGUGCUCUAGGCGCUUCCCCGGUGCAGACGCAGUGCUGAGUCCACGGCUGCGGAACAAAGAGUGACGCCCGGAGCCGGAAUCAUGGCAGCGACGGAGCCCGGCUUGGAGGCUACUGGGAGCCCCUCGCCGAUGCCGCCGGAGAAACAGGAAGGAGCUGGCCCGAGCUCAGACCCUCAGCGAAACUCUGCGGGCUCCUCGACCACAGGGUUUUCACCGCCUGCCCUUGAGCCUUCCAGCCCCAACGCCGCGGUCCCCGAAGCGAUUCCUACACCCUCGGCGGCGGCUUCCGCGGCCCUUGAGUUGCCCCUCGAGCCCACACCCCUAGGCUCUGCUCCUCAGGCCGAAGCCGCAGCGCGCUCCCCGCCAGGCCCCGGCGGCUCCCGGCUGGGCCCCGAGACGUUCCGCCAGCGUUUUCGGCAGUUCCGCUACCAGGACGCGGCGGGUCCCCGGGAGGCGUUCCGGCAGCUGCGGGAGCUCUCUCGCCAGUGGCUUCGACCCGACAUCCGCACCAAGGAGCAGAUCGUGGAAAUGCUGGUGCAGGAGCAGCUACUCGCCAUCCUGCCCGAAGCGGCGCGGGCCCGUCGGCUCCGCCGCCGCACCGAUGUGCGCAUCACUGGCUGAGAAGCGGUUCUGUGGGCGGCCGGGCCCGGGCGCUCUCUGUGAAUUGGGGCCAGGGUCUCUGGGCCUGAGUCUGGCACCGCACUCCGUGUUAAUGAAAAACGAGUUUUGGCA